Bursaphelenchus okinawaensis is the source of this 365-nucleotide messenger RNA. The record is from the annotation of a GenBank genome assembly. NCBI's taxonomy places the organism in Eukaryota, Metazoa, Nematoda, Chromadorea, Rhabditida, Aphelenchoididae.
AUGGGUGGUCUUGGCUGUGGAAUGCCAUUCGGCGGAGGAUUUGGCGGGCUCGGAGGGUUUGGCAUGGGUUUACCCGCUUUAUAUUCACCGUUUGGGUUUGGGAGUUAUGGAGGUAAGCGGUUAAUUGGGGGAGGGGGGUAAGAAUUUAAAGAAACAAUCUAAUUUUUUGUUUUACAGGCCUAGGCAUGGGAAUGCCAUUGUGUUGUGGUGGUCUCGGACUAGGCUAUGGUGGAUUGAUUGGAAAGAGAAGUAUCAAAGAAUCCGAAAUGAACAUAACUCGAACUCCAACUAGGCUUAUUUUCAAAAGACGAAUUCCAUUGGCUAGACUGAGAACUAUCACUUUUACUACUAAAACACGAUUGUAA